UCUUUUUGGAAUCGAAAUCGUAUCACUGGACGUAAUGGAUUAUUGGACGGUUACGACGAUUAUGGGCAUAAUAGAAGAGGAGCAAGGUCAAAACAAUACUCUGUUGAAGGCCCAGUGACUUCGAUUAAAAAAGAAGAGAGAAAAAAAACAUCAGUAAAGCCACAAGACCUAUGA
Molecule: messenger RNA, 174 nt
Organism: Dentiscutata erythropus
Lineage: Eukaryota; Fungi; Glomeromycota; Glomeromycetes; Diversisporales; Gigasporaceae
Source: the annotation of a GenBank genome assembly